Molecule: messenger RNA, 1035 nt
Organism: Rhodofomes roseus
Lineage: Eukaryota; Fungi; Basidiomycota; Agaricomycetes; Polyporales; Fomitopsidaceae
Product: NAD-P-binding protein
Exons: 7
Coding region: 1-1035 (344 amino acids)
Molecular function (GO): oxidoreductase activity, acting on the CH-OH group of donors, NAD or NADP as acceptor
Source: RefSeq, a predicted model, not a curated record
AUGUCCAAGUCUGAGCUCAUCCUGGUUACGGGCGCGUCUGGAUUCAUUGGGUCCCAUGUCGUUGUCCAGUUACUGGAGGCUGGGUAUCGCGUGCGGGGCACCGCCCGUGGCGCCAAGACGGAUGUACUGCGUUCGGCGUUCACAAACCCCAACUUCGAAAGCACUGCUAUUGACGAUAUCACGACGAGCGACUUUACUUCUGCUUUGCAGGGCGUCGAUGCCGUCAUCCACGUCGCUUCUCCCCUAGCAGGGCGCGAGUCUCCGGAAGUUACACUCAACAGCGCAGUCGAGGGCACGCUCAAUAUCCUUCGACAAGCCGUCAAGGCAGGCGUCUCCAACGUAGUCCUCACCAGCAGCUGGGCCACAACCAUUGAUCCCGGAUCGUCCUCAUUCACGGGCGUAACGUUCACUGAGAAAGACUGGGGCAAAAUCACCAAGGAGCAGCUAUUCAACCCUGAGCUGAACGCCCUCGCCGUCUACUGCGGCACCAAGAUCCUCGCCGAGCACGCCGCAUGGGAGUUCGCGCGGGCGAACUCCGAGCUCGACCUCGCCACCAUCAACCCACCCUUCGUCUACGGCCGACCAGUGCCCGGAGUCGCCUCGGGUUCCGGCAUCAACUCCCUCGGUACGAACGGUCUCUUGUACCAGCUCAUCGCCGGCGAGCCCGGCCGGCCGCUCCCCCCGCAGAUCCCGCCGUUCUACUGCCACGUACAGGAUGUCGCACGUGCGCAUGUCCUCGCUCUCAGACUACCCAAGCUGCCCUCCGGAAGCGACGUCGAGGAGAAGCGCUUCCUCGUCGCGGGGCCUGCGACGAUGUUGUACGCAGAUGCAGUGAAGACGCUUUUGGAGGAACGUCCGGCUCUGAAGAACAGGUUCCCGACGCGCGAGAACGCGCCGCCGCUCCCGGGGCCCCUGUCGACGGUCGACACGACGCGUGCCAAAGAGGUGUUGGGCAUGAGGGAGUACAGGGGAGCAAAGGAUACCCUGCUCGAGACCAUAGACGUGUUGUUGGAGGUUGAGAAGACUUGGCAGUAA